GGAUAAUAGGCGGCACUUAGAAAUCAAAACUUUAAUACAAUUCCAAGAAUUUUUUUUCAAUGUACUUUCCUCACAUGGCCACUGUGGACCCAUUUUAUGGCUCAGUUAUACUUCAUUAACAUCUGCAGCUUAUGUAUGUCAUUACUCAUGUUGACAUCACAUUAACCCUAUUUUUGUAUUUAACAUUUGUGUACGUUAAACAUUGAUAGAAGACUUUACAAUUAUAUUUAUGUUGCAGUCAUUCUCAUAAGGAUAAAAUGCUUUUUGCACAUGUGCAGUAGCCCACAGCAACCAGCCAUAGAAUUACCCAUUACUCGUCUAAUGCAUGGUACAGUAAACUGUCUAUGCAAGCAGCAAUUUUACCAGACAGUUUGGUUAUUAUAUACCAGAUUAUCUUGUGUGGGUCCAAAAUUACCUGUGCCUGCCUUUAAUAACUGAUUAAGAAUGAUGGGAUGAUUAUUGGUACUGGUGGAGAAGAUGAGUUAACAACGAUUGAGAUCUGAGUGGUCACACAGGUGACGGCAUUAAUUGGUCUUAGAUCCAACCAUUCAAUUCAAAUGCUGGUAUCAUGUGUGGUUAAAUACUUUCCCUCAGCACAAUGGUGAAGCUGAUUCAUCUGCUGGUUUUGUGUUCACCGUAAUGAGACAUUUCUGAUUGGAGAUCAUAGACUAGUGCACAUUUGCUUUAUGUUAGCAAAUAACUAUGCCUGACAAGAUAUCCCUCUUCUCACAAAACGUCUCUGUCAUUUUGCUCUACACUAGCUUCCUACUCGAAGACUGGCAAGCAGCAUGCUCUGUAUGCUCAUUAAGGGGCAUUUAAUUGUGCAACUUAAAAAAAAAACCCACUUAUUUAUUUAGCCUUGUAUCCACCUAUGAGAAAAAAAAUAUUAAGCAAAUGCAUUGUGGUUGAUGAAUGGAAGCAUGCACAUACCUGCAAAGAAUGCCUUAUAACAGUUCUACUUACCAUUCAUGAACAGCUAAAGAAAAAGUCACUCUCGAAGAAUUAACAGGAUGCUUUCAAAUGAAUCUUUACACACCCCUGUGUUCAAUCGUUCUGUCUCAGAAACAUCCAAUUCAUCAAUGGAGGAUUUCUGGUGUGAACUCAAAAACAUCAAAGAGAGCAGGGAGAAUGGGUCAGAUGACAGCCUGUUAGUGGAUAUGAAGCCAGUGGAUGAGGGAGAGAUGGAGGCUGAAUGGCUACAAGAAGUGGGCUUGUCCACACUCAUCUCUGGCACUCAGGAACAUGAUGGCCAGGCCUUGUUGUCCACACUGACACGAACUCAAGCAGCUGCUGUACAAAAAAGAUACAAUACUUAUACUCAGACCAUGAGGAAAAAGAACAAACAUUCAGUGAGAGAUGUACGAGACAUCUUUGGAAUAAAUGAGUCUACAACAACAUUUGAUUCCUUACCGGUAUCUCCGCUUUCAUCAAAUGGGGUUCAAAUCCCCAUGAAAAAGUCUAUUUGGAAACCUGUCACUUCGAACAGCUGUGCAUUCGAAAAAAUCAGCCAAUCAGUUGCAGAAGAGCUGUCUUUUGAAGUAUCUUUCUCAGAGACUAUUGUUAUCGAUGAUAAAGAAAAGGAGAGGCAGAAGAACCAAAGACUGAAAAGGGAUGACUGUAUUUUGCCUAAAUUCAUUGUGUGGAAAAGUAGGUUUGGGCUUACUGAGGUUGAAGAUUUGUCUCAAGAAGACAUGAAGAAAAUUCGGUACCUCUCGCUAAUUGAAUUAACAGCGUUUUUUGAUGCUUUGGGAAUUGAAUUAAAGAGGAAUAGAGUGAUAAGAAUCAAAGGAAGAGAAAAUGGCCUUUUUGGAGUUCCUUUGACAACAUUACUGGAAAACGAUCAAAAGAAAGUGCCCGGAACAAAAGUCCCCUUGAUCUUUCAAAAGUUAUUGCAGCGACUUGAGGAGACAGGUUUGGAAACAGAAGGAAUACUGCGGGUACCAGGCUCUGCCUCUAGGGUUAAGAGCCUGCGUGAGGAUCUUGUAUCCAAAUUUUAUGAUAAUACUUUUGACUGGAAAAAUGUACGAAACAAUGAUGCUGCCGGUCUUCUAAAGAUGUUCAUAAGAGAGCUGCCCACCCCUUUGUUUACAAUUGAAUAUCUUCCAGCCUUUAUCGCCUUAGUGGACAAAAUCUCCAAGAUAAAAUUGCAGCUGCAAGCUCUUCAUCUAUUAAUCAUGCUUCUGCCAGAUGCCAACAGAGAUAUUGCCAAGGCAUUAUUGCAUUUCCUAAAAAAGGUUGUGUCAAAUGAAGAGAAAAACAAAAUGAGUUUAUGGAAUGUAUCUAUGAUUCUUGCACCAAAUCUAUUUAUUUGCAAAGGCAAAAGUGCCAACCAGGAGGAAAUGAAGGCAGCAGCCUCUACUGCACAUAUUGUUCGUCUUUUAAUUAGGUACCAGGACAUCUUAUGGACGGUUCCAUCUUUCCUGAUUUCACAAGUGCGGAAAAUGAAUGAAGCAGCUCUGCAUAAUAACAAAAAGCAGCUCAUAUUUGAUAAGAGUGUGCGGAAGCUGCUGAGGAGGAAGACCAUGGAGCGUGAGAGGCCUGAGAGGAGAGAGUACUGUGAUGUACCUGAAGGAGUGAUAAGAGUUUACGCUCCAUUGCACUCAAAGGUUUCCAUGGCAAUCCAGCUGAACAGUCGGACAAAAGCCAAAGACAUCCUGGCGCGGUUUCAGUGUGAAAACAGCCACGGGACACCUGACAAAUCACACAACCAAAGUUUAUAUGAAAUAGGAGGGAACAUAGGAGAACAUUGCCUAGACCCUGAUACAUAUAUGCUGGAUGUAUAUCAUAUUAACCCCCAGGCGGAAUGGAUUUUAAAGCCAAAAAACAGCUGAAAGUAUUGAGUACUCAGCAGACCUGCACACAACGAGCUCAGCAACAACCUGCACUGACGGAAUGUAUUGGACUGCAUGCGGCACAGCUGCUAAGCCUGGCAGCGCUCAGUGCGGUGGAAUGUACAGACCUGGGUACUACAAGUGUGAACACUAAGCCUGUGGACUUUGGAUGCAUGUGUUUUAUGGCAUACAAGUUAUGCAAAUAACAUAUCUUUCUUUGUAAGAAAUAUAACACUACCUGGAAACUGCCAGCCCGAGGGACCCACAGUCCUUACUACUUUAUCCCUCUACAAGUAUUAUUGCUGACACACAGAUGUGGUGCUGACAUCUCACUAUCUCUUUCUGCUGGACAGACGUUGAAACAACAGAGCCCUUUAAUAAUGAGUAACAUUUUUCUCGUUUAAAUGCUUUUCCUAAAAAAAUGUGUAUGAUGACAUGAACACUCUGUUUCUCGGAAGAAAUAUUUAACUAUUGUACGCUCAUUUGUAUAGGAACCACUACAUUUGUACAGUUACGUUUUUAUAUCUAUUUGUACAUACAGGAUACUGUAAUGCUUUUGUAUGUGUUUUACAUUUUUCUCCUUUCCACAUAUUUAUAAUAUGUGCAAAGCAUCUGUCAUUACUUCAGUAUUCACAUGUAAUAAUAAUAUGUUUAUGUGUUUAGAAUGCUAGGUGCCAUGCGUGUCUGUGCUAGUGGGAAUGUUAGGAAGGGAAAUAUCCAGACAUCUAGCCAUCUGGUAUAUUUAUUAUAGACUUUAGCGAUCAGUCCAGUAGUGUUUAUGAGGCUGCAAUACGCACUAUUAAUGCAGGUUUUUUAUGGAAAUUAAUUCACGUGUAUGUGUGUAACUUAUGACAAUCCAUGUUCAACAGCAAGGUGCUUUAUUUGCCAAAAUGCCUAAUUACUUCCCAAAUGGAAAAAAAAAUGAUUCCAUCAUGAUUUAAGUGGAUAUUUGCCAAUUAUUAUCCCUUUAACAAUUAUAUUUAGUACAGAUUAUAUUAUACUGGUAUAAUCUAUUUAUUUGAUGUAUUGUUCCAGGGCGCAAAUCUACCAUUAACACUCCACUGAGUGAGGUCUGCUAUGUUAUGCAGGACUUGUAGCAGCCACGUUAGGCUGAUGAUUUCUAUGUCUGAAUAUAUAUAUAUCAUUGAAUCAUUGCCUUCUCAGUGGCAAUGAUACUGCACUGUCACUACAAAUCUCCAUCACAUGAGCGUUCAAAGUGUAGGAAGAGGGCUUAAUGAUCCGUGGCUCGAGGCAUGGUGUGGGUCGCUCCUAUGGGAAAUCCCUGUCCUUUGCCUUCUAACCCAGAGUAGCGUCAGAGCUGCACACAGAAGUCCUGUACACAGCAUGUACAGUACAUGCAAUGACGAUGUCAGCAAACAGUGUACCCCUGCGCUGUAUUUUUGACGCAUUAGUGAUGUGAAUAGGACACAAAGAAAAAUUCUCUGGCAGGAUGCUUGGAAUGGUCACAAGUCACAAAGUUAGUGGCCAGGCAAAUAAGUCUGUUUGGCAUGAUAUAUAAGCAGCGCUGUAUCAUCCGUACAGUAUGGAACACAAUACUGUCAUAUGAAGUCUGUACUACGUGGCUUAGAUGUCUUAAUGUAGAUGCAUUUCAAUAAUUGCAAGUGCCUUUUUACUCUAAUAAAACAAAAGUGAAGUCA
Molecule: messenger RNA, 4489 nt
Organism: Pseudophryne corroboree (corroboree frog)
Lineage: Eukaryota; Metazoa; Chordata; Amphibia; Anura; Myobatrachidae
Gene: ARHGAP28
Product: Rho GTPase activating protein 28
Exons: 15
Coding region: 1011-2831 (606 amino acids)
Biological process (GO): regulation of actin filament polymerization; regulation of small GTPase mediated signal transduction; signal transduction
Cellular component (GO): cytoplasm
Molecular function (GO): GTPase activator activity
Source: RefSeq, a predicted model, not a curated record